Messenger RNA from Coccomyxa subellipsoidea C-169, 2490 nucleotides. RefSeq lists its product as hypothetical. The transcript is spliced from 16 exons. Gene Ontology annotation, biological process: proteolysis. Gene Ontology annotation, molecular function: metalloexopeptidase activity. NCBI's taxonomy places the organism in Eukaryota, Viridiplantae, Chlorophyta, Trebouxiophyceae, Coccomyxaceae. The record is from RefSeq and is a predicted model, not a curated record. The coding region runs from base 1 to 2490 and encodes 829 amino acids.
AUGACGGAAAUCCGGAAGAGGGCUUUGUUCGGGGUGGACAAGUGUGUGGGCGUGUAUCGAGCUUUGUUCUGGGUCCCAACACCGCUGGGCUCAGAUGCAGCUCCACAGAGGUUCUCAGAGGGCAGAGCACUGGAGACAGUUGCUUAUCUCAGUGACACCAUCGGCCGUCGCAUUGUCAGCACUCCUCAGAUUGAGGAGUCAGCUCUGUAUGUGGAGCAACAGGCCAAGCUGCUGCAGAAAUUGGCACAGCAGACUCGUCCAGAUCUGGCUGUUGAGGUGGACCGAGAGCAUACAACAGGCGGCGUCAACAUGGUGUUUGCGGGCACGCACAUCACAAAUUCCUACAACAACCUGACCAACAUCAUCGUGCGCAUUGCUCCCAAGGCCGCCCUCCACAGCAAGGCCGUCAUGAUCAAUGCGCACUUUGACUCGGUCUUCGAGAGCCCAGGCGCAUCUGACUGCGCUGCAUGCGUGGGGACGGCGCUGGAGGUAGCGCGUGUGAUUGUGGCAGACCCAGACAUCCAGCUGGCGGUGCCUCUCCUGCUGCUGCUGAAUGGUGGAGAGGAGACAAUCCUGACUGCUGCGCAUGGCUUCAUGAAGACCAGCAAGUGGGCGCCCAGCGUCGGAGCCUUCAUCAAUCUGGAGUCCACUGGCCCUGCUGGCCCCGACGUGCUAUUCCAGCACACAGGUAGUUGGACGUUGGAGGCGUAUGCUCGUGGGGCAAAGUACCCACAUGGAUCGGCCUUUGGUCAGGACUUGUUCGAAUCGCGGGUGCUGUCCAUGGACACGGACUUCCGCAUGUUCUCCUCCGACUACCACGGCUCCCUGCCGGGCAUCGACAUCGCGCAGGUGCUGGAUGGAGCCGCCUACCACAGCCACCACGACACCAUUGAGCGCCUCCGUAAGGGCACCAUCCAGAUGCUGGGGGAGAAUGUUUUGGGCGCCGUCGUUGAGUUUGCCAAGGAGCUCAAGGAGCAGGAGACAAAGGGCCUGCCUGAGUGGGACGCCGGCGGCUCGGUCUUUUUCGACUUCUUCGGCAUCAAAAUGAUCCGGUACCCAUUCCACUUUGGGAGCCUCGUGCACGCCCAGGCAUUGCCAGCUGUCGUGCUGGCAAUUCUAAUUCUGCCCCGCGCAUUCAAGGGCCAGCCACCUCAAGUUCUGCCAGCGCUGCGCGGUGCAGCACUCCGGGCUGCAGCCGCCAUCUCAGCCGCUGCUGUGCCCGCUGCGCUGGGCGCUGCUAGGGUGCUCCUGACAGGCGCGCAUCUCUCCCUGAUGAAGGAAUUGAUCAUGAUGUGGGGCAAGCCCAUGAUAUUUUUUGGGAGGAAUGCGCUGGCGCACGCCGUGUACGGCCCGGCGGCACUGGCGGGUCUGCUGCUGCCAUUUGCGCUUUUCCAAGGAGCAGCGUCCAAUGUGGACACAGCCGUGAUGGGAGCUUCACUUGUGCAUGCGGCGCUGGCGGCUGCUCUGACGUUCUCCGGAAUGAGGAGCGGCUUUGCUUUCGCCGUGUGGGCCUUUGCCGGCGUUGCCAGCCUGAUGAUCCCCCGCAAGGUAUCAACCACAAAGAAGCUGAUAUGGGCGGUGAUCACAGCGCUGCCAGCGCUGUUGGGAGUGGCGCCCUCCAUGCUGACGAUGCCCCUAUUUGUCAUCGAGCACCUGUCCAUCGGCGGGGCUGGCAAGCCCCCUCUGGGCACCCUGGCGGCUGAUGUGGUGGUGGGGAUUCUCUUUGGGCUGGUGGCUGCCCUUGUCAUGGGCCACCUUGCUGCCUGGCUGGCCCACAGCGUCCGCCCCUUCAUCUGGAGGGUGAUCCUGGGCUUGCUGCUGGCGUCGGCGGCGGCGGCCGUGUAUGCGUCGAGCGCGGAUCAUCCUUACAGCGAUGCAUUCCCCAAGCGCAUCAUGCUGCAGCACCUGCACCUGCUUGCACCUGAUGGGAGCGUGCACGAGAGCAGGUGGGCAGUGGCAACGCUGGAUGUUGUGCCUGUGGAAAUGGCUCUGCCAGAAAAGAGCACAUAUCUGGACAAUUAUGACCGUGACUGGCAGGCAAUGUACCCGGUGGGCAAUCUGUUGCGCGGCGUUGCCUUGCCGGCACCACCAUUGGACAGCAGCAUGUACAGGCCAGGCCAGAUGCGCAUCUCUCUGACCGGCACCGAGCCUUCUCCCAGCGGCAGCGAUGUCAGCCGCCUCUCACUCCUCAUGCAGCUGCCCUGGCCUGGCUGGGGGCUGCUCAAUGUGACCGGCCCUGUCGUGGGCUGGUCCUUCGCAGAGGAAAACCCAGAGACCAAGGAGCGCGUGACCCGCUUCUCUGGCAACGAGGGCAGUGACUCCUGGCCAUUCUGGCUUGACGCAGAGGGUGACUGGCAGGGGAAGGUUCGGGUGGAGCUGUCAGCCAUCAACCAUGCGAACACAACCCAGCUCCAUGACUUUACCAGCCAGAUGCCAUCCUGGACCACGGUGUCAGCCAUGACAACACUGCAAGCCAGCUACACUUUCUAG